This is a messenger RNA of Leptinotarsa decemlineata (Colorado potato beetle), 1557 nucleotides long. RefSeq names its product defective in cullin neddylation 1 domain containing SCCRO (gene SCCRO). Gene Ontology annotation, biological process: protein neddylation. Gene Ontology annotation, molecular function: ubiquitin-like protein binding; ubiquitin conjugating enzyme binding; cullin family protein binding. NCBI's taxonomy places the organism in Eukaryota, Metazoa, Arthropoda, Insecta, Coleoptera, Chrysomelidae. Gene Ontology annotation, cellular component: ubiquitin ligase complex. The record is from RefSeq and is a predicted model, not a curated record.
GUAGCCUUGUUUAUGCGCACUUUAGUUGAGGUUAUUUUUCGUAAAUCUGCAACAAUAAAGGAAAUAAUAAUCAAAUGUUUUCUUUUUGUUAAUAAAUUAUUUGUGAAUUACCUAAUUCCCACUAUGCAUAAACUCAAAUCAUCGCAAAGGGAGAAAGUAAAAAAGUUUAUAUCCUUCACCCAGACGGGUGAAAAUACAGCCAUUUAUUGCCUUACUCAAAAUGAUUGGAAAUUAGAUCUAGCUAGUGACAACUACUUCCAAAACCCAGAUGCAUAUUACAAGGAGCCAAGAAACGUAGAUAAAAAGAAGUUGGACUCGUUAUAUAACAGAUACAAGGAUCCCAGCGAGCCAGAAAAGGUAACAGUAGAUGGAAUCAUGAAGUUCUUAGAUGAUCUGAGUCUGCCGCCCGAAUCCAAAUUGGUGCUCAUCAUAGCCUGGAAGUUCAAAGCCGCAACUCAAUGCGAGUUCACCAGAGAUGAGUUCGUGAAUGGGAUGACAGAUUUAGGUUGUGAUAAUAUUGAUAAAUUGAAGGCACGAUUGCCUGCGUUAGAAAACGAAUUAAGGGAUAGUUAUAAGUUCAAAGACUUCUACCAUUUCACGUUCAAUUACGCCAAGAACCCAGGGCAGAAAGGACUAGAUCUCGAUAUGGCCAUAGCAUAUUGGAAUAUAGUUCUGAAAGGAAAGUUUAAGUUUCUGGAUUUGUGGUGUACUUUUUUACAGGAGAAUCAUAGGAGGUCAAUUCCUAAAGACACCUGGAAUUUGCUUCUAGACUUUGCUCAACACAUAGCCGAUGACAUGAGCAAUUACGAUGAGGAGGGGGCUUGGCCAGUUCUCAUAGACGAUUUUGUAGAAUGGGCUUCCUCGAAAACUAAAGAGAACCGACCACAGAGUACCAACCAACUUGAAUAGCAGAAUGUUCUACAAUUAAUUCAAAUGAAAUUAAAUUUAUUCGUCAAACUUGAACGAAAUUCAAAAAUUGAAAUGCUAGUCCAGGUUUUGGUUUGGUGGAAAAGUUUGUUGCAUUUUUUUUAUCUCUGUGACCAGGAUUGUAGAUUAGGAACUGACAAUUAUGGAGAACCUGUUUGUUGUUAUUCAGUUUAUUCAUUUAGAGUUUUCAUUGCGACUUCCUUAGGAUAUUAGGAUUUAUGUUCGCUUUGGAAUGUUAACUGAUUCUUUAAUUUUCGAUAUGUAAUUGAAUUCCUAAUUUCCAUAUUGUUCUUCGCAGAAUAUGAUAGAUAAAUUAUUCUUUAGUCAUAGGUGUAUAGAAGUUAUCACUUAUGCAUAUUAUUUUCUGAAAGAUUAAUGUUAGUUGUAUAUUCGUCUAGGUAAUGUUUUAAUGACAUCACUUGGUUUUGUUGGAAGAAUCAAACUUUGUCUAAAUAGUUGGAAACGUUUUUGGGAUUUUUUUUAUUGAUUGGCUUUUAAUCGUUUCAAGAAUGAAUGUGGUUACCAUUCAGUUUUCAUUGUACAUGUUUUUCAAAUCAGAGUACAAAUUUUUCUGCAUUACAUAUAACAGAAAAUUAGGCAAGAAAUAUCUGGACUGAAAAAAAAUGCAUU